AUGGGGGAUUUGGACAGCAAGGAACUACCUGAUCUUCGAAAACAGGACAUGGACGCCAUUGGAGAUUUUUACCAAAGCGCGUGGAAUCAUACAACUUUUAAAGCGGGAUGUGGGUGGAUCUUCAUCACUCAGCAGGACGAGCAUCUACAUCAGGGUACGGCUACUUUCGAUUACACCUCGUCUGCACUAGUAGCUGAAGCGUUAGCUAUUAGAUCGGCUCUUCUCAGCGCCCUCGAAGCUGGAUUCACAAGAAUCUGUAUCAAAACAGAUUGUCAAGCACUUGUUGCUAUCAUCAACUCGAAGAAUCACCCGAAGGACCUCUACGGAAUCUCACGGGACAUCGAGCACCUAUCCCUCUCCUUUGAUUGUAUUGUCUUUUCUUAUGUACCAAGAAACUCAAACUCUUUGGCUGAUUCACUUGCUAAAUCAGCUCUGUACUUGGCUUCCACCAACUAUUCUUAG
This is a messenger RNA of Brassica napus (rape), 462 nucleotides long. RefSeq lists its product as uncharacterized. The coding region runs from base 1 to 462 and encodes 153 amino acids. The transcript has 2 exons. Gene Ontology annotation, molecular function: nucleic acid binding; RNA-DNA hybrid ribonuclease activity. Lineage: Eukaryota; Viridiplantae; Streptophyta; Magnoliopsida; Brassicales; Brassicaceae. The record is from RefSeq and is a predicted model, not a curated record.